This is a messenger RNA of Contarinia nasturtii (swede midge), 3307 nucleotides long. RefSeq names its product SAFB-like transcription modulator (gene Saf-B). The transcript is spliced from 10 exons. The coding region runs from base 228 to 2858 and encodes 876 amino acids. The record is from RefSeq and is a predicted model, not a curated record. Gene Ontology annotation, biological process: regulation of transcription by RNA polymerase II; regulation of mRNA processing. Gene Ontology annotation, cellular component: nucleus. Gene Ontology annotation, molecular function: sequence-specific DNA binding; RNA binding. NCBI's taxonomy places the organism in Eukaryota, Metazoa, Arthropoda, Insecta, Diptera, Cecidomyiidae.
CCAACUGCUCUUAGUUACUUAUGGUAAAAUGGAGAAUGAACUACGCAACUAAUCUAUAAAUUAGACGGGAAAAAAAUUCACAGAAAAUCCAACACAAAUCGAACGUUUUGCAUUUGCAAAUUCCAACCAAAGUUUUGUUUAAAAUCAAACCAUUUCCAUACACUAAGGAUAUUAACUGUUCCAUUUCAAGUGUUUUUAAUUGCGGAUAAAUCCGAUCAAAAGUAAAUAUGUCGUCAGAUAGUGUGGGCAAAAAGAUUACAGACCUACGGGUUUGCGAUUUAAAGGCUGAGUUAGAAAAACGAGGCUUAGAAACGACAGGCAUUAAAAUUGCACUAUUCGAUCGUUUGCAAAAGGCACUUACUGAUGCAGGUGAAGACCCGAAUGAAUAUACUUUUGAAGCCGAUGACAAGGGUAAAUCGCCCGUGAAACGUGCUCGUAACGAAUCAAAGUCAUCAAAUACAAAUGAAAACCAGACAAAUGGCGGCGAUGAAGAUGAAGAAACUUCAAAAAAUGUUGACGAGGAAAAUGAAGAAACUGAGGCUAAUGAAGAAGAGUUGGAAAGCAAACAACCAACAACUGAUAAUAAUGACGUGAAAAGUACAUCCGAAGACACUGAUAAUGAUCAAGAGCAUUUGCAAUUGACAGUCGUUGAAUCAGACAAACUUGAUACAAGCAAUGUGGACAAUGAAGACUCACUGAACUUGACCAUUGGCGAAGAUGAAGCAAAAAUUUUCCAAGAUGAGGAAACGGAGGAUAAGGUCAAAGAGAAUAACAAUAAGAAAGAUGGAAGUGAUUCUUCAGCUUCUUCAGCAGCAAACAACGAUGGUGAUGGCGUUGGAAAUGGUGACGACAGUACAAUUGCAUCAACUGGUGGUAGUAAUGCAGCGGCGGCUUCCAAAAAUGUGAGCAAUAAAACCGAUGACGAUGCAGAUGGUAGCGCCAAAGGUUCAACAUCUAAUUCAAACGAUGCACCAAGAAAAGAAGACAAAGGUGACACGAACAAUGGAAGCAACGGCAACAAGAAAACUGAUGAGAGUGAAUCGAAGACUUCGUCAUCGAAAUCAUUCAAAGAUGAUAAAGACUCAUCCAAAACUGCCAACAAUUCAUCAUCGUCAUCAUCAGCAAGCAAGUCAACAUCAUCGUCGAGCCGUAAUCUGUGGGUCUCUGGUCUUUCAUCGUUGACACGAGCCACCGAUUUGAAGAUCAUCUUUUCGAAGUAUGGCAAAGUAAUCGGCGCUAAGGUUGUGACAAACACACGAACACCGGGUACAAGAUGCUUUGGCUAUGUCACAAUGAAUUCAUCCAGCGAUGCAACCAAAUGCAUUUCACAUUUGCAUCGCACUGAGCUGCAUGGUCGUAUAAUUUCGGUUGAACGUGCUAAAUCCGACAUUGGUAAUAUCGGGAAUAAGCAAAAACGUACGUCGAGCACCAGCGAAAAUAAAAAGGUCGACGAUGACAAAAAAUCGUCCACAACCACUGAACGUAAGGAAACCGAUACCGAAGACUCAAAAUCAAAAACAAGCGCUUCGAAAACGGCAACCAAAGAUAAGCCGGCAACCGAAGAAAAAGAUGCAACAAAAACAACAGAGACAAGUGCAACCGAUAAGGAAACAAUCAAGAGAAAGUCACCAGUACGGGCGAGUAGCAAACGUAGUCGACAAUCGUCGAAAUCACGUCGACCAGCUGAGAUAGAUCGCAAUGUGCGUCGGGAAAAUCGAAAACGUGAACGAGACCGCGAAGCAGCUUUAUCUUAUCGUAAAAUCAGAGAAGAGCUUGAACGAGAGAGGGUGCGUGAACGUGAACGUAAAAUGCGCGAAGAAGAGCGUCAUCGGGCUGAAGCAAGGCGCCGUCAACGAGAUGAAGAGGACCGAUUGAUGCGAGAACGCGAACGCUUGAAGAAAGAACGUCAACGUUUGGAACGGGAAAAGGCCGAUCUCUUGCGACUUGAACGUGAACGUCAGAAAUUGGAACGUGAAAAGAUUGAAUUGGAACGCUUGGAAUUGAAGCGACAACAGUUAAAGAUUGAAGAGGCGAAACGGGCUAUAAAGCGAACAUCGACCGAUAAUGAUCGAUAUAAUGAAUUGGAUCGCAAACGAAGCUCAAAUGAUCGUCGAUUUGAACCACCACCACCGCCUCGUUUCGAUACGGCUAUUCGAUCGGCAAACUACGAUCGACCACCAGAGAAAAAACGUGUCGAUGACUAUCAAACCAGCUCAUCAAAACGAAAUGACGAUUAUAAAUCAUCAACGCGUGGUGGUGCCGGUUCAUUGGGAAAUUCGGAUGUCUCAUCAUUCAAACGACCCAUAAACGAUGGAUACAAGCGGACAAAUGACAUUGAACCGCCAUCUCGAAGCGGAAGUGGUGGAUACGAUCAACGUGGUGUCGUUCCAUCAUUGGGAUCAUCCACCAAAGAUAAUCGAUUCAACGACUCGGUUGAUAAUCGACACAUGAGAGGCUCACUAUCUUCAAGUAAGUCACGUUACAUGGAUAAUCAUAGCAAUGGAGGUUCAAAUGACCGCUACUCAGAUCGCCCGUCUUCUUCCUCUUCAUCGGCAUGGGCCAAUCCGAAUAAUGGCCCCCCAUCAUCGGUUAAAUCCUUUGGUGGUUUACAAUCAGUUACAAAUGACGUUUGGGGUGCAAUUAACAAGCCACAAACACACGAUGCAGGCAAUUGGAGCCGAUCAAUAGAUCACCAGAAUCAAGAUAGAUAUGAUCGCACGUUCAGCGAACGUUCCAAGUAUAUGGAUGGUCCUGCCGGUAACAAUGGCGGCAGCAGUCGUCCAAGCUCUUUCAUCACAAAUUCAAGACCACAAGAACGAUAUAGUGGCAUGUCAUCGAGAUUUGACGGACGUUUCUAAAUAAUAAACAUCCAUUAUUACAAGCUAUGCUUUAAUCCAAUAUAAAGCAAUUUUUGUCUUUGAACUUUACAUUUUCCAAAUACCUACAAACAACAAAAUGUAUUCAUUAAGAGUUUGAUUAUACAGAAAUCUAUCCGUAAUUACUGAACUAUCUAUUUACAAACAAUACUUAAGGGAUUCACAAAUAUUCCGUUCAGUUGAUUUGACAUUUUGUAUGGUAGACCUAAUAUCCAAGUAAAGGUUAGGUUUAAUUGUCACGUACAUUAUUUUAGUAUUCAAUUUAUUCAGCUCAUUGGACUAAAAUGUUGCUCGAAUGAGAAUGUCAGUUAGAAUUUUUUCAAAUAUAAUAUUUUACAAUUGCACUAAACUAUUAUAUAUAUGGAUUUAUGAGUGCGAAGAGAAUUUGAAACAUAAUAAACAUUGAGCACAAUACGGAAAAAACCACAACA